Pieris napi is the source of this 2559-nucleotide messenger RNA. It is a transcript of the gene CDase, whose product is annotated as neutral ceramidase. The transcript has 14 exons. Gene Ontology annotation, cellular component: extracellular region. The coding region runs from base 16 to 2133 and encodes 705 amino acids. Gene Ontology annotation, molecular function: N-acylsphingosine amidohydrolase activity. Gene Ontology annotation, biological process: ceramide catabolic process; long-chain fatty acid biosynthetic process; sphingosine biosynthetic process. Lineage: Eukaryota; Metazoa; Arthropoda; Insecta; Lepidoptera; Pieridae. The record is from RefSeq and is a predicted model, not a curated record.
GUUGUUUGUUCGGUGAUGUGGUCAUUGUGGAUCAGUUACUUAUUCAAGACAACAAUGAUGCAUCUGAAGCUCUUUUGUACGUUCGUGUGCGUUGGCGUCGCACACUCGUUACGUGUUGGUGCGGGUAUUGCUGACGUCACGGGCCCACCUGCAGAAAUUGGUUUUAUGGGUUACGCGCACUUCGAGCAGGUCGGGCAUGGACUACAUUUACGUCAGUUCUCGCGAGCGUUUGUGCUGGAGGAUGAAGAGAACCAUCGCUUUGUGUUCGUCUCCGUGGAUGCAGCGAUGAUGGGACAUGGUGUACGACGAGAGGUGUUGAAACGCCUGCAAAAGCGUUACGGUAACGUGUACAGUGAGAAGAAUGUGAUCAUAAGCGGGACUCACACGCACUCCACUCCAGGUGGCUUCCUUCUGGAUUUCCUCUUCGAUUUGUCUAUCCUUGGCUUUGUGAAAGAGACAUAUGCCGCCUAUAUAACUGGUAUACUUAAGAGUAUAAUUAUAGCUCACAAUAAAUUGACACCAGCUAGAAUGGAAUACGGUGAGACGGAACUGCUGGAUGCCAACAUCAAUCGCUCACCUUCAUCAUACCUUCGAAAUCCACCCGAAGAAAGGGCAAAGUAUGAUUACGACGUGGACAAAAGGUUAGCUCAGAUCCGCUUCCUCACGCCGAGUGAUGAUAUCCUGGGGGUGAUUAACUGGUUUGCAGUUCACCCCACCAGCAUGAAUAACACCAACAAGCUGAUAUCAUCAGAUAAUGUCGGAUAUGCGUCGAUCCUUAUGGAGAAAGCUCUGAACGGCAAUGAAACUUUGCCAGGCAAGGGUCGCAUAGUGUGUGCGUUCGCGUCUACCAAUUUGGGCGACGUCUCCCCAAACACCCGAGGGCCUAAAUGUGAAUUUUCUGGUCUUCCGUGCGAUCAGGAGAAGUUGUUGUGUAAGGGGCACAAAGAGAGAUGCUUCGCUUCCGGUCCAGGGAGAGAUAUGUUUGAGAGCACCAAGAUUAUCGCCACGAAGCUCUUUGACACGGCUAUGAAAGUUCUCCGUCAACCCGGCGAAGACUUAACUGGACCGAUAGGUGUGGUUCAUCAAUUCGUGGAUAUGCCCAAGCAAGCCGUAUCUCCCUAUGAUCCGAUUGCACAGACUUUUAAUGCGAGUGAAAAGGUAUCAGGUUGCAUACCCUCAAUGGGGUACAGUUUCGCGGCAGGGACCACAGAUGGCCCCGGUGCCUUCGAUUUCAAACAAGGGACAACUUCGUCUAACCCCCUUUGGAACGCCGUACGGGACUUCCUCGCUGAGCCCACGCAAGAAGACAUUGACUGUCACGCGCCGAAGCCUAUAUUGUUGGCCACUGGGAGGAUGAAGUUCCCAUACGAAUGGCAACCUCGCGUUGUAUCGUGUACGGUGGCCCGAGUGGGGGGCUUAGUAAUCGCGGCUGUGCCUGGUGAAUUCACUACAAUGUCCGGUCGGCGCUUGCGCAGCGUGGUCCAAAAGGCGUCAAAUGCUAAACGGGUCGUUUUGGCUGGAUUAUCGAAUAUCUAUUCGGAUUAUGUUGCUACGCCUGAAGAGUAUCAGGCUCAGAGAUACGAAGCUGCGUCGACAAUCUUCGGCCCUCACACCCUCGACAUUUACCUCAACAAGUAUGUUGAACUCACCGAUGCACUGUUUAAGGGUACACCAGUGGAUAACGGCCCAGAGCCUCCAGAUUUCAGCGAACAGUUGAUCACCCUCGUCCCACCGGUGCUGUGGGAUGCCGCCCCUUGGGGCCACGAGUUCGGAGAUUGUGUGGAACAGCCCCAGCAUUCCUACAGCUGGAUGGAUACCGUUACCACUAAAUUUGUAUCAGGUCACCCGCGUAAUAGCAUUCGUCACGGGCGCUGGUACUCCACGGUCGAGAGGCUGGAGUCGGAACAGGAUGACGCCUGGAGUGUUGUGGCCACCGAUGCCGAUUGGGAGACCAAAUUCACAUGGAUCCGUAACUCAAAGAUCCUGGGAACCAGCCACGCUCAGAUAGACUGGGAGAUCCCCGAAGGGACCCCACGCGGUACAUACCGUCUCCACCACUAUGGGAGCUAUAAAUAUAUAUUGGGGGGUAUUUAUCCGUAUAACGGCUUUUCGAACAGUUUUGAAGUCACAUAAUUUAUAGCAUAUAAUAUGUUUGGCAAUUUUUUAAUAUAGGUUAUUAUGGCUAUUGUAUAGACUGUUUCACACAAAAAUAUCGCGUGAUAGAAUUUUGUGUCCUAGCGAAGUUGUAGCCAAUUACAAUGUUUUUUUUAAUAUUUAUUUAUUUUAAAAAUAUAUUGUUUUGAGACCGACGGUUUUGUUACCUACUGGUCUACCCUAUAUCUGAUGCUGUUACAAUAGUUUACUGGAGUGCAAUUACUAUAAUAUAAUAUAUCAAUUAUAAAUAUUUCGAUAGGAUUGUGCCAAAAAUUGUCAUAUGUUAUCUGUAUCGUACAUAUCAUACUUUAUUAAAUUUAUAUCAAUUACAGUGCCUCUCGCAAAUAAUCAUUAAUUGAAUAGUACAUUUUUUCCAAAAGUAAUACACUAAGUCGCUUUUUAAAG